Molecule: messenger RNA, 366 nt
Organism: Pediculus humanus corporis (human body louse)
Lineage: Eukaryota; Metazoa; Arthropoda; Insecta; Psocodea; Pediculidae
Product: acetyl-CoA carboxylase, putative
Exons: 3
Coding region: 1-366 (121 amino acids)
Molecular function (GO): acetyl-CoA carboxylase activity
Source: RefSeq, a predicted model, not a curated record
AUGUCACAGGGAAUGAUAAACAAUCGAUCCCUGGAAAAGGAUUUUACCGUUGCGAGUCCCGAAGAAUUCGUCAAAAGGUUCAAAGGAACGAGAGUCAUAAAUAAGGUUCUCAUCGCCAACAAUGGUAUAGCUGCCGUUAAAUGCAUGAGAUCGAUAAGAAGAUGGUCGUAUGAAAUGUUUAAAUUUGAAAGGUCGAUCAGAUUUGUCGUAAUGGUUACGCCCGAAGAUUUAAAAGCGAAUGCGGAAUAUAUAAAAAUGGCCGAUCACUACGUUCCCGUACCCGGCGGUGCUAAUAAUAAUAAUUAUGCCAAUGUCGAAUUAAUAUUGGAUAUCGCUCUCAGGUGUCAAGUUCAGGUACGGAUAUAA